GCUCCUUCUCGGUGUGCAUUUCCGUUUCAGCUAGGUGGUUGGCUCGUAUCUUUUUGUCUCCAGUCAAACUACCCUAACUACUUCUCUAAUGGGAGCGCCCUUAGACUAGCCUACCAUCGACCAAGAAUGUACACAACACUAACACUAACACGAUAUGAUAUAAUAUCAUCGUGCCUUCAGGUGCAUGGCAUUUUGUCUCUUCUUACUGUGGAUAUCAGUCUCUGAGCACAGCGCGAUAUGUCACGCAACAUGUCGAACUCAAAUAAACGCACAGUGACUCGCACCCGAACCGGUUGCUGGACCUGUCGUGGACGUCGGAAGAAGUGCGAUGAGGUACGGCCCUUCUGCAACACAUGUGCCAACCUUGGAUUGCGCUGCGAAGGCUAUGGGGUGCGAUUGAGAUGGACAGCUCACAGGAAAGGCUUCGUCGUCACGGACAGCAGGCCAGGCAAGAGAAGUUCACGAAGUCCAAGGAGUCCACAAAGUCCACAGAGUACAACGAAUUUUUCCUCACCACGAAGUACAACAUCGGCCUCUCUACCAGGGAAGUCGACGAAUGCGAAUUUUGUGGUGAGCACAGAACGCCUUUUGAAGUACAUAGGACAGGAGAGCUUUGAUUCACUGACCGAGUACGAAAGAGACGUGAUGUGUGAUUUCCUGAACUGGGGAAACCUCACACUUGGAUCCAACAUGGGCGUUGCCACAGAGGAUGAUGCAGUUACGUUGUUGCGUGACUGCAGUAAUUCGAAGCCACUCUUGAUCAACUGUUUAACGUAUCAAAUUACCCUGGACCCUAAGCAUGCCGCAUAUGUCGAUGAAUACUACAGCAGAAGCAUACAGAUGUUCCGAAAAGAGCUUUCAGACCCGACGAGCUUAGACAAGGCCAAUACAUGCUAUGCAGGAGUUCUGCUUUGCUCCAUCAGCAUGAAUCUAGGCAUGCCUUGGACGAUACAUCUCAAUGGACUCGUCUCAAUACUUUCAGAACGACAAGUUUUCGCAAGGACUGAUGUCGAGACCAAGGAAUUCAUACACCUCAUCAGCACUCUCGAUAUACCAACCCAUACUCUUGGACGCAAAACCCCCCAACUCAAUUUAUGGAGAGACUACAAUCGCUCCCGAGAUGGCAUCGAAGACAUAACCGGUCUGCCUUGUUCGUUAAUGGACUUAUUUUCCUGCAUUAUGGAGCCUGAUGUUGAGGAACGCUUGCACGCCUGGCCUGUCACUCAAGGCUCUCCAACGCAAUGCAAGAUCUGGAAGGCAAAUCGUGCCGCAGCGAUUAUUUCGGCAAGGCAGUGGAAAAUUCGGCACGCUAUGUUGGAAAGCGAUGCGCAUCAGCGCCCGGAAUAUCAAGCUGGACCCACAGAGAACGGCCCUGCCAUCAUCGCAGUUGUACAGGAGAUACUCGUCAUUGCGCAUGAACUCAGGCCUCUACUCGAAGACAAAUCUGCUGAAAUCAGACGGCCGUUGCUCUAUCCUUUGGUCGCUGCUGGAUCGCAGCCGUCAUGUCUCACCGAUUAUGACAAGACUUUCAUUGGUGACUGCAUCAUAGCACUCGCCGAUGGAGCAUUAGACGAAGAUCCCUAUUACGGCGGACCUGCGACUGUUCUGCGCGAAUUAUGGGCCAAUGGACGGGGCAGAUCAAUCGAGCAAGUUGCGCACGAUCUGGACAUGGAGAUGGCUCUGUUCUAAAUAUAGACAUCAUUCCCUAGCCUGGGACUGACUGAACUAAUACUCAUUCUCGUCACUCUUCGAGCAGGUGGACGCCACCAAUUUUUCCAAUAUUCCUCUCCCAAGAGUCGAAGCCUAGAAGCAGAGGUAUAGGGCUCGCUAACUGGCGUUGGCUCAAAGUAAUCCGCGAGUCAGCGACUCUGCGUUACAUUCAUGUCGAACUUUUCGGGUAUUUCUCCGGCGG
This is a messenger RNA of Aaosphaeria arxii CBS 175.79, 1912 nucleotides long. RefSeq lists its product as uncharacterized. The record is from RefSeq and is a predicted model, not a curated record. Lineage: Eukaryota; Fungi; Ascomycota; Dothideomycetes; Pleosporales. The coding region runs from base 238 to 1689 and encodes 483 amino acids. Gene Ontology annotation, molecular function: DNA-binding transcription factor activity, RNA polymerase II-specific; zinc ion binding. The transcript is spliced from 3 exons. Gene Ontology annotation, biological process: regulation of DNA-templated transcription.